Dreissena polymorpha is the source of this 1328-nucleotide messenger RNA. RefSeq names its product arylalkylamine N-acetyltransferase-like 2. The coding region runs from base 127 to 825 and encodes 232 amino acids. Gene Ontology annotation, molecular function: N-acetyltransferase activity. The record is from RefSeq and is a predicted model, not a curated record. The transcript has 4 exons. NCBI's taxonomy places the organism in Eukaryota, Metazoa, Mollusca, Bivalvia, Myida, Dreissenidae.
CAAUCGGGUGCUGGUAUGUAAAUUAUCCCAUAUCUAAUAUACACGACUUGACCUUUCAACUGAUUGCGUAGUCAGAUCCGAAGCGCCAUUUUGCAUUGGGCGGACUUGUGAAAGAAGGUUGCAACUAUGAGUGUGUGCUCAAACCUCACACUUGAACGUUCACAGCAAGCGCUGGACAAAAUACGAGGCAAUUUUGACACAGAGAAUGAGAGACUGGAAAUAGUGACUCCUGAUCGCUACACGGAGGUGUUCGAGAUACUCAAGCAUCACUUUGUUCCUGAUGAACCACUGUGUCGUACGUUUGGAGUCCAGUGGGAACAGGAAUUCCAGGAUUUAGCAACUGACGUGCUCGGGAAAAAUUGUUCGCUGUGUAUGAUCUUCAAGUUAUCUAAUGAAAUGAUGGGGAUCCGGCUGAUAAGUUAUAUGCACUGCGCCGACCCUCCGUCGAACUAUGAUCACAUGAAAUAUGAAGAAUUGCGAGAGCUCUUGAGGUUUCUUUCGUGCAAGAACAAAGAAGUAGACUUCUUCAGGCGGUAUGAGGUUGAGGAGGCCAUUCAAUUCUUUACCCUCGGCGUCAACAAGAAGUUUCGCCAAAGAGGGCUGGGGUCACGGUUGCUUGAGGCGGCGGUUGCCCUUGGAAAGGAGUUGGGAUUUAAAGCGGUUAAAGGGGAGGCGACGUCCAACUUCUCUCAGCGAAUUUACCAGAACGCGAAGUUUGAAUGUAUUCUGGACAUGCUGUAUGACGAGUACACGUUCAGGGGAAAGAAGCUCAGUGAAUCAACCGGAGAACAUAAAAUGACCAAAGUAUUUGGGUUGAAAUUAUGAAAUACUUUACAAUUCACAUAAACACAUCUUACAAAAACAGAUACACAAGUUAGACCAAAUGUUACGACACUUUAUUUUGAUCGAAUCGUUUUGCAUAGUUUGAUAAAAAUGCGAAUACGAAAGCUAUUUACCAUGUAUACAAACACUGAUUUGCAUAUGUAAACGCAGACAUAUACUGCGCAAGGUUUAAUUAAUGUUUUGAGCUUCAAACUGUAAUUUAUUGGAAAAUUCUCGUCGAUUGGUCGGCGGGCCUGUCGGCGGGUAGACAUUUUGUCAAGAAGCGGACCACGUCUUUCCUUUUUUAUCUGGCAGUUGUGAUAAAUUCACAAGACCUGAUGAACUUUACAAUACAAUUGUUGGCUUUGUUUGAUUAGUAUAUAUUAGUAUUCACUCUUUACUCGCUGAGAAUUUUCUUAACGAGAGCUGUAAUUUUGUGACCCGCUUAGAGUUUUUGCAGUUAAAGUCGAAAUAGAUAGCGAAUAUAAAUACGAUACAAACGCAAA